AUGGUUGACGCCCCGCCACCGAGACCAGCUCGGAGCCAAUCCUCCUCACGAGGCGUGGCGGUGGCUGCGUCUCAGAAAACUAAGCCGAAGAAUGCGCCAUUCAAGUUCCUACGCAAGGAUGAGGGGCGGCUGUCCUACACGUGCCAGGCGGACUCCCCAGUGUCAGGGAACAACCACGGCAACCAAUUCAACAUCAGCGGCCAUAACUACGCCAGCCGUGACAGCCCAUCAAGCGAGCGGCGCGUAUCUCGAUCACUGCGUGAAGCUAUCGCCAAUGACAUGCGCAAGGGAAAGAAUCAAGACCCGUUUGCGGCAGUUGUCAUUGCCGUACCAAAGCGUUCUCCGCCGCCCAAUCCCGCUGCACGUGACGAGGCACAAGGCUCUCCCGAUCCCCCACCUCUCCAGGAGCGUAGGACGACCCAGCGGCAGCAGCAGCAGCAACAGCAACCGCAACAGCAACAGCAACAGCAACAGCAACAGCAGGCCGCAAGGAAGCUCGAGUUGGUGGUAGAGGAUCAGGAUUUGGGCCCGAAUGGAGGGAUGGAGACGACAUCAAAGCCGCGGCAACGGUCACGUAGCUCCGAGGAUCCGGAGAGAUCAACAGAAGCACUAGGGCAGCGGUCCAGCGCGAACCCGAGCCACCCUACACCGCGACGGAGCGAUGACUACGACGACAUGGAAUGGCAGCGUCCGCCUCAGCGACGGUAUCGAGGCGAGGAGAUGAUGCUGGGUAACGGGAUUUCGCGCAAAUCCCCUGCGCGUCGGUAUUUGGAUCCUGUAGGCCAUGAGGAGGACUACCCGCGAAGUAGUCGAAAUUUUUUCGUGCGCCCACAGCGCCAAGGCUACCGUUCCACACGCGAAGAAGAAAAUUUGGUAGAGCAACUUGAAGAGGAGCUGCAGGCAGCUCAAGAAGAGCGAGGGAGAUACCAGCAGCUUAAAUUGCAGUUAGAGCGCGAUAGAAAGCGUUUUGAAGACUACCGCGUUGUUGUGGAGCAAGAAAUUGAAGAUGAACGUGCGGAGCUAGAUGCCGCAAGAGCAUCGGAUAAGUGGCAGGCCAAAAAAGACGUCAAGGUAGUAGAGGAACGGUACAAAUCUACACUAGAGCUCCUGAAGUCGGAGAGGGAGUCAAACAAGAAGCUAACACAGGAGAAUGAAUUGCUGCGGCAACAGCUGGAAGGAAUGACAACCCACAUGCGGGAAACGCAGAAGCUGCAAAAGGCAGAGACUAGUCGUUUGCGGCGUGAGAUUGAGUCCUUGACUCGGCGCAACGAAGAAUUACUAGAAAUGACAAGAGAGCAGCAGAUUGCCGCGCUCGAGAGCAGCUCUAAAGUUGCAGUGUCAGUGCCGCCAUUGCAGAUUGCGUCAAACGCUUGGCGCCAUGCCACUGCCAGUACCUCUAGUACUGGGCGAAGUAGCGAAGAAAACCACGUCGUCCCGGAGGUUCGCUCGACAGCUGGCAAUAGUAUAGAACAACAACACACUGACACCGCCUGGGGAAAGAAACAAAAACGCCUCAAUGAAGAAAAGGCGCGUAAGCGACUCGAAGCCGAGAAGAAGGAAGAGGAGCGCAAGCGGCUCGAGGCUGAGGAGAAGGAAAAGGAAAAGGAGCGCAAGAGGCUCGAGGCUGAGGAGAAGGAAAAGGAAAAGGAGCGCAAGAGGCUCGAGGCUGAGGAGAAGGAAAAGGAAAGGAGCGCAAGAGGCUCGAGGCUGAGGAGAAGGAAAAGGAAAAGGAGCGCAAGCGGCUCGAGGCUGAGGAGAAGGAGCGGCGAAGACAACAGCAGCAGCAGGCACAGGGGGGAGAAGCGGUGA
Molecule: messenger RNA, 1809 nt
Organism: Trypanosoma conorhini
Lineage: Eukaryota; Euglenozoa; Kinetoplastea; Trypanosomatida; Trypanosomatidae
Product: centromere protein J
Exons: 1
Coding region: 1-1809 (602 amino acids)
Source: RefSeq, a predicted model, not a curated record